This is a messenger RNA of Megalops cyprinoides (Indo-Pacific tarpon), 702 nucleotides long. RefSeq names its product GTPase IMAP family member 4-like. The record is from RefSeq and is a predicted model, not a curated record. Lineage: Eukaryota; Metazoa; Chordata; Actinopteri; Elopiformes; Megalopidae. Gene Ontology annotation, molecular function: GTP binding. The transcript has a single exon. Bases 1 to 702 code for a protein of 233 amino acids.
AUGGUGUGUUUUUUUGCAGUGAGUGGAGUGACUUCUGCUCCCAGACUCCCUGAGCUGAGAAUUGUGCUGCUGGGGAGGUCUGGAGCAGGGAUAAGUGCAACAGGAAACACCAUCCUGGGGAGAAGGGAGUUUAAGUCUGCCGUUUGCAUGUCAUCAGUAACCCAGCAGUGUCAGAGGGCAAGAGGAGAGGUGGAUGGGAGAAGGGUUUCAGUGAUUGACAUUCCAGGGUUGUUUGACAUGUGCAUCCACGAUCAGGACAUUAUCAGGGAGACUAAAGAAAGUAUCUCCCUGUCUGUCCCUGGACCCCAUGUGUUCCUGCUUGUCCUUCAACUGGGUAAAGUCCCUGAGGAUGAGAGGGAUAUGAUGGAGGUGAUUUUGAAUAUUUUUGGUCAGAAUAUUCAAAAAUACACAAUGGUGCUGUUCACACAUGGAGAUUGCCUUGAAGGUAUUCCUGUAGAGGAGUAUCUGCAGGGCAGCCCUGAGCGUCUGGAGCUCAUCAGACACUGCCAUGGUGGAUAUCAUGUGUUCAACAAUAGAAAGAGGCAUGACCGAACCCAGGUCACAGAGCUGCUGGAGAAGAUUGACAGGAUGGUGGAGAGGAAUGGAGGAGGCCACUAUACCAGUGAGAUGCUCCAGGCAGCUGAGAGAGCAGAACAGGAGAGAGAGCUCAGAGCAGAGCAGGCCACGGGAAAAAGAAUGUAG